Molecule: messenger RNA, 1290 nt
Organism: Belonocnema kinseyi
Lineage: Eukaryota; Metazoa; Arthropoda; Insecta; Hymenoptera; Cynipidae
Gene: Fer3HCH
Product: soma ferritin
Exons: 3
Coding region: 279-788 (169 amino acids)
Biological process (GO): iron ion transport; intracellular iron ion homeostasis
Cellular component (GO): cytoplasm
Molecular function (GO): ferrous iron binding; ferric iron binding
Source: RefSeq, a predicted model, not a curated record
ACGCAAAAAAUGUUUGCACAAUCUAUCUGGAUCGUGAAAUGAGAAAUUGAGCAGACAAAGGAUAUUGAAUUCAAUUGUAAACACGCAAACGUAACUCGUCAUACAUGGUCGUAUUCAUCGGAUUUUGAAGAGCGCAGGUCCAAAGUGUGAUAUCCGUAUCUAAAUCUAAAAGUAUUGCGCACUGAAGCAAACUGGCUCAUUGCAAAUAAAUACACCUCGAAAGACAGUCGAAUCGGCAAGUCAAGUUCUUUUCUUCAUUGCACAGAAAGAAAAUCAUCAUGAGUUUAGUGCGACAAAAUUUUCACGACGAGUGCGAAACUGCUCUCAACAUACAAAUCAAUUUGGAGCUUUAUGCAAGUUACGUCUACCUUUCUAUGGCAUACCACUUUGACCGUAGCGACGUAGCAUUACAAGGCCUUUCGAAAUACUUUAAAGAAGCUUCCGAAGAGGAGCGCAAACAUGCCAUGAAAUUCAUGGAGUAUCAAAACAAACGUGGUGGAUCGAUUGCUCUCACAGAUGUGAAGAAGCCCGAAAAAAACAACUGGGGCACUGCUAAAGAUGCCAUGAUUGACGCUUUGAAUUUGGAGAAACAUGUUAAUCAGAGCCUUCUGCAGUUGCACGCAGUCGCUUCGGGCCACAACGAUGCAAAUUUCGUCGAUUUCAUAGAAAACGAGUACCUCCAGGAACAGGUCGAUUCUAUCAAAGAAAUCGCGAGUCAUGUUACGAACCUGGAGCGUGUCGGCGAAGGUCUUGGCGUUUUUGUUUUCGACAAGGAACUCAAUGAAUAAAUCACGUUUUACCCCGAUUGUCAAAUUUUUUAUCAUCGGAGGUAACGUCUGUGAUAUACUCAACUCAAUUCAAUGAAAAAAGUCUCUAUGAAGGCGCCGUAUUAUUUUAAUUUUAAGAAAAAAUUCCGGUUUUAAUUUAAAAAGAGAAAAUUCGCAGUACUUAAUGGCACAAAGUGCCUUUAGUCUUGUAAUUAUUUUUUCUUUUUUACCAUUUAUCUACAUUAUUUUCCUUUAAAUCUUUACUUUUUUUUUUUAAUUAUCUAUUCUUUAUGAAUCAUUUUUCCGGAAAUCGUGUGUGGCAGAAACCCCUGAGUCAUCGAGACAUUCGUCAAUUACGUAUUUCAAUUCUGCACUACAAAAGAAAUUAAUAUUCCAUAGAAUAAGGUACUUUGCGCGAAAAUUAUAAGCGUGUUUUUUUUUUAUUUAUUUUUUUUAGAGAACAUGCAGCAAAGGAAUGUAAUUUUAUUUAAUUGUAAGAAAUAAAAAGACGAGUAUUUUAUCG